Messenger RNA from Anopheles maculipalpis, 2262 nucleotides. RefSeq names its product exocyst complex component 3 (gene Sec6). Gene Ontology annotation, cellular component: exocyst. Gene Ontology annotation, biological process: exocyst localization; exocytosis. Bases 38 to 2251 code for a protein of 737 amino acids. The record is from RefSeq and is a predicted model, not a curated record. Gene Ontology annotation, molecular function: SNARE binding. The transcript has 2 exons. Lineage: Eukaryota; Metazoa; Arthropoda; Insecta; Diptera; Culicidae.
AAAUCUGAGCGUGUUACAGCGAAGCAAAUCGAUAAAAAUGGAUCUCGAACAAAUCCAUCAGGAAGCGCGACAAGCGGCCCUAAACGAAGUGAAAAACAUGUUCCAACGUUCAAACCAGAUGGAGAAAGUGGAUCAGUACCGGCGACGCAUCUAUCGUAAGAAUCUUUCGAUGGACGCACAGCUGAAGACGUGCAUGCAAAAUCAAACCGAUGAUGUGAAAAUAGGCGUGAAGAAACUGCAGACCGCGCUAGAUCAAAUCCAAGAGAUCGGCGACCGCAUGAAGAACGCCUUUGCCAUGUUGACCGACGUUCCGACCGUUUACGAUACGCUGGAAAGUGUGCGGGACGAAAAUGCGAAACAUUCCCAGUACAUGACGGCGAUGGAGAACUUGAAGCACAUCUUCACGGUUCAGUCGAGCGUAGAUAAAGCGAUGCAGUGGAUCGAGGAGGACAAACUACUGCACGCCCAUCAAUGUUUGUCCGAUUUGGAAAAUUCUCGCGAUGAUCUGCUUUACGAGCUGCACAAACUCCCGAAACAGAACGCACACGAUAAAAUAACUCUCAAACGGUACUUCGAAAAAGUGGAAACGGUAUCGAUGACGCUGGAGAAGAAAAUAAGGUUGGUGCUGCAACGUACACUCAACACGGUACGCAAAGAACCGACCGUUAUUGUCACGGCAUUACGUAUUAUCGAACGAGAGGAAAAGGCCGAUGCGUUUGCAUUACAGCAGCAGAAAAAUACGGGCUUCAUAGCACCUGGCCGUCCAAAGCGUUGGCGGCAGAAGGCACUGGAUGUAUUGAACGAUUCGGUUGUACAGCGUAUCGAAGGUUCGAAGUUAGAGGAACGAUCGGAUAACAAGAUGUGGCUUGUGCGCGAUCUCGAACUCACGAGACAGUUUUUGCUGGAAGAUUUGCGUGUUGUAAAAUCACUUUGCGUGCCUUGCUUCCCUCCGCACUACAAUAUACUGAACGAGUAUGUUAAAAUGUACCACAAUGCGAUGUCGAAAUACCUUGAAGAACUGAUACAAACAGGCCUUGAAGGGAAUGAGUACGUCACGAUACUGUCCUGGAUCAUGAACACCUAUCCCGGUCGAGAGCUGAUGCAACAUCCGGACCUAAUGAUCGAUUUAUCCAACGUUGGUCCGUUGGUUAGUAAGCAACGCUUGCACGAAAUGGAAACCGCCUACCUGCGAACGAUGGAACGAAACUAUCAGGAAUGGAUGACGAAAACUCUCGAGACCGAGAAAACGGAUUGGAUAAAUGGGGUCGAGAUGGAGUCAACCGAUCAGUACUACCAUACGUCCGCGCCCAUGAUAAUUUAUCAGAUGAUUGAUCAAAAUCUUCAGGUCACCAACACGACCCACUCGGAUCUAACUUUCAAUGCGCUCAUCCUAAGCAUUCAACAGAUGACCAAGUACGGACACAUCUACCGUACGGCGGUUAUCGAGUACAAGGAACGACAUUUCCGCGACCGUAGCCAGGCCCCCUUCUUCACGCAACACAUCAUCACAAUCGUGAACAACUGUCAGCAAAUGAUAGAAAUUGCACAGCAACUCAAACAGCUAUAUUGGCCAAAAUCGAAAACGCAGCACUACGAAGAGUUUGAAAAGCUGGUCAAGACCUAUCAAACGUUGCGCGAUGAAACGGGACUGGUUCUGCUCGAGGAAGCGUUUCUCGAUCUUGAAGGACACUUUAACGAACUGUUCACUGCCAAGUGGACAACCUCGUCAGUGUCGGUUGAUACCAUUUGCGUGACGCUCGAGGACUACUUUCAGGACUACAAUCAUCUGCGUACCGCGAAUUUUGAGUAUGUUAUCGGCGAGGCACAGAAAAUGGUCGCAAAGCGCUACAUCAAAGCAAUGCUUUCGAAGCGUUUGAACAAAAAUCGUGCCGAGUGCGAGGUGCUGGCGAAGAAAAUAGCUAAAGAAGCGAAACAGAUAAAGGUGUUUUUCGAAAAGGUGGCACCAAAUGUAGCGAAAGGUGAUUCACCGAUUGACGUCAUUUCCAACCUGGCUGGACUACUGAACUGUGAUGCGGAGAUGCUGGUGCUUGAUUUACACUCCGUGCUGUCGUCGUAUCCUUCGAUCACUGAGGAUCAUCUGGUUCGGUUGUUUUACCUACGCAGUGAUUUUAAAAGCAGCGAGCUCAAGGAAAAGGUGCAGGAUGCGCUGAUGUCGAGAAAAUCAACCAUCAGCCACGACAAGCAGGAUGCAAUCUUUAAGGAGAUAGUAUUUUCUGAUAAGCUGUGGUAAGUAGUAUAUUU